GUUAGCUUGACACAUUAAUUGUACAUUUCCUUUAUUUUCAUCUGUUCCAAAUUUAAGGUUAAUUGCUUUUAUUUGUUUUGCAGUAGCGAUUGAAGAUGAGUAGCGCCAUCAAUGCGAAUCUGAAGACAAGAACGAAUCAAAAAGUGCAACAGAAACCGAUUCAAAAGCAGCCAGAGAAAGCAACGAUACAAAAGCUGGAGUCGAAGGACGAGGAGAAGCAGUUGCAGGCGCUGAAGGAGCAACAGCAACAAGGCGACAGCCAAGUGGUGAACAGUUUCUGGACAUGCGAUGAGCUGUUGCAAUGCCUACCGCAAGUGUUGCAGCUGCGCAAGGUCUUCCAGCUGUACGUUCAAGAUACAAGCAACGUCAUCGAUGUGCUCAAGGUGUCCGAGUGUUUGCAUGCGAUGGGAUUGCGUUGCAGCGGCGUCACACUCAACGGUUGCCUGGCCGAGCGUUUGCUCCAGUUUCCGCCGGACCGCAAGCCGCCGAAUCGUGUCAGCUUUGAGCUGGUGCUAACGCUGUACAGCCAACUGGCCGAGGAGUUGCCCAUCGUGUCAUCGGUGCUGAUCAAUGGUCUGCGAUCGUGUGAUGGUCAGAGUGCGGGUGUCAUGCCGUUGACCAAACUGCGGCGUCUUCUCGUCGCGAUGGGACGACGAUUGAUUGAGUCCGAGAUCUGUGCGCUGCUCGAUGCUCUGCAGGAUGACAAGGGCAAUGUUAACUAUGUGCGGCUGUUGGAGUCGAUCUUUGCGGUCGACCUGCAGGCGGUGAAUAAGUUGCAAGAGGUGCGUCUGUAUCUGGAUGCCGUUGGCAAGAAUGCCAGUCACAUGGACAUGCGUAAGCGGGACGAAUUCAUUGCCACACUUCGCAACUUGGAUGCGAGUGGCAGCGGUUACAUUGCCGCCGAACGUUUGCUGCAGCUCCUCAAUGCGAAUGGAGAUCGUUUCACCAUCGCCGAACUUGCCACGCUCACGCGAGGCAUGACCAACUGCAAGAAGCAGGUUGACUAUCGUCUCUUCCUGCGUCUCAUUAUGAAUGAGUGAAACACGUCUCUUUGGUAGUUGAUCAACAUUGUAGUAGUAUUAAGGUUUAGGAUAAAUCCCGAAAAGAACUUUGUUCGCUUAGCUGUUUUGAGUUCGACUUUCCAUCCAUAACCAGGCCAGUUAUCCUUGCUUAAAGAUGCGUUUGUUAUGUACAUAUAUGGUUCCGGAUGAUUCUCAAUUCAAAACUUGUGUUAUCCAACGAACAGUAGCAACUAUUUCUUGAGAACGUGAACGUGAAGAAGAACGCGCAUAAUUCCAAUAGUAUUGUAAUGAUUUUCAGAAGAAAAAGUAUUUCUAAAAACCUCAACCAAAUUUAUUUGAAAUGUUAAAAAUGUAUGCAAUCGCAUAGCUG
Drosophila sulfurigaster albostrigata is the source of this 1392-nucleotide messenger RNA. RefSeq lists its product as uncharacterized. The record is from RefSeq and is a predicted model, not a curated record. Bases 96 to 1040 code for a protein of 314 amino acids. Gene Ontology annotation, cellular component: myosin II complex. NCBI's taxonomy places the organism in Eukaryota, Metazoa, Arthropoda, Insecta, Diptera, Drosophilidae. Gene Ontology annotation, molecular function: myosin heavy chain binding. The transcript has a single exon.